AUGCAUGAUAGGUGGUUAUCAACUAUCAAUCAAUAUACAUUUUCCAUUAAACAUCAAAGUGGAAAACUUAAUCAAGUUUUUGAUGCAUUGAGUAGGAGAGCUCAUCUUUUAGUUACUCUUAAAAAUGAGAGUUUAGCUUUUGACUUCUUGAAAGAUCUGUAUGGUGAAGAUAAAGAUUUUAAGAAUCUAUGGGAAAAGUGUGGUUCUUCAACAGGCAGUGUUGAUGAUUAUCUCAUUCAUGAUGGUUUUCUUUUUAAAGGAAAUCGUUUAUGUAUACCACAGUGUUCUUUACGUCUUCAUUUGAUCCAACAAUUACAUGGAAGUGGUUUAGGAGGACAUUUUGGACGUGAUAAAACCAUUGCUUUGGUUGAGGAACGAUAUUUUUAG
Molecule: messenger RNA, 387 nt
Organism: Papaver somniferum (opium poppy)
Lineage: Eukaryota; Viridiplantae; Streptophyta; Magnoliopsida; Ranunculales; Papaveraceae
Exons: 1
Coding region: 1-387 (128 amino acids)
Source: RefSeq, a predicted model, not a curated record